UUCAAAAUGAAUAAAGACAUUAAGAUCGCCAAGAAGCUAACUCUUCCUCCCAAACCUCCCAGUCGCUUUGAAUCAGUACUUAAGAUCAGUGAUCAAGGAAUAUAUGGAAAAUAUUUAAGCAAAGUUGCUUCAGGAGUAACUGAAAAGACUACAGUCACUAGUGGCUUUACUGUGGUUAAAUAAUGAAAUGUCAGCUCCUGUCAUUCCAGCUAAGGCUCAGAGAAGAAGAGUCAGUCAACCGUUAUUCUUGAAUAAAGCUAGAUCUACUACGAGUAGUGAAAUUAAAUCUACAAAUGAUCAAAGAAUCCAAAGUUUACUUGAGAAGUUCAGAAAGGAUCACAAAAGGAAUACAAGGAGAUCUUUGGAUAUUAAUACAAGGAGAAAGCUCCCCACUCACAGAAGCCUCUCUGACUUGAAAACUAGUCUUCCUCGAAAAUUAGUUAAAAAUAGUAGUAUUGUUGUUUCAGGAGAUAUAACCGCGCGUAUACGAGGAAAAGUUCUAUUUGACCCUACCCAGAAAAAUUCUCAUAAAAGAAGUUCGACAACUCCAAGAGCUAUCAGCAAGUCUAAACUAGCAAAAAGGAAGGAUAAUUGAGGCUGAAUCAUUUUCUAAACUAUCCUCAUUUUGUACCUCUCAAAGAGUGGUCGCCACAAAGAGACGUUACUCAUUAUGGCCAGGUUCGUCAGCUAAUAAUG
Messenger RNA from Moneuplotes crassus, 696 nucleotides. Lineage: Eukaryota; Ciliophora; Spirotrichea; Euplotida; Euplotidae. The record is from the annotation of a GenBank genome assembly.